GAACCUGAAAAAGGAGAGCUUGUCUUUGUUCUUCUUGGCUACGUAUGGAGAUGGCGAGCCUACUGAUAAUGCUGCCCGGUUCUACAAAUGGUUUACAGAGGGGAAAGAGAGAGGAACCUGGUUGGAAAAUCUUCAAUUUGGUGUGUUUAGUUUGGGCAAUCAGCAAUAUGAACAUUUUAAUAAGGUUGCUGUGGUGGUCGAUGAACUGCUUCAUGAGCAAGGCGCCAAGCACAUUGUCCAAGUGGGGUUGGGAGAUGAUGAUCAGGGUAUUGAGGAUGACUUCUCUGCAUGGAGGGAGCUUCUUUGGCCGGAGUUGGAUAAGUUACUUCAGGAUGAAAAUGAGACAGGUGCAUCUACUCCUUAUACAGCUGCCAUUCCUGAAUACCGGGUUGUAUUUGUCAAGCUUGAAGAAGUUCCAUAUCUGGAAAAAAUUUUGAGUUUUGCAAAUGGCCAUGCUAUUCAUGACAUACAACAUCCA
This is a messenger RNA of Zingiber officinale, 478 nucleotides long. RefSeq lists its product as uncharacterized. The coding region runs from base 45 to 437 and encodes 130 amino acids. NCBI's taxonomy places the organism in Eukaryota, Viridiplantae, Streptophyta, Magnoliopsida, Zingiberales, Zingiberaceae. The transcript has 6 exons. The record is from RefSeq and is a predicted model, not a curated record.